CAAAACACAAAGAUUAAAUAAUCAAAACAUUAUAAGCGACUCUUUACGAUACUAAGCAACAAAUUUUUGCUAAAUAAAUAGUGGCAACUGUAUAAAUAACCGUUCCGAAGUAAUCAUUAGAAAUUUAAUAUUUUCCACAGGAAUUGUGGUAUAUAAUUAACUAUUAUGGCUUUGCCCCCUUUUGAACCACCUGAAGAAGAAUUCCCGUUCCACAGAAAUGGUUUUUAUGAACCUCCUUUUCAGCCCUGUUAUGUGCUCUUCUUCAACACGACAAAUCGCCAUAUCAAAUUGUUUUGGUUCGACAACAAGGAGACUAAAUAUCAUACCUCAUUGGCGCCAGGCCACCACGUCAAAACCAAUACUUUCACCCAUCAUCCUUGGAUAUUUUGUGAUAGGGAUAGUAACGAAUUAAUGAGUGUGCACAAUCUACCUAGAUAUUGGCCCAUCCCUUACAAAAUGCGCAAUCCAAAUAAUCCCGCACGUAUGGUGCCUUGUCGUAAAGAGAUCAGAAUACAAUAUCCUUUACGAACUUUACGCGAAAGUUGCCUUUGCCGAAUUGUAAAUACGUUGAAUCCAUUGCAUCCAAUAGCGGCGGUCAAUAUAAUUGAUGAACGUAUGUCCUUACCACAUAUUUUGAAAAAAGAACUAAAACGACGUUUAAGACGGCCACUGGGUACCGAACCAAUCAACGAGGAGUGGGAGGAUAGCAUAGUUGUAAAAUAUAAUAUACCAAGAAAUCAAUAGAUUUUAGUUUGAUAAACAAUUUGUUUAUAGUUAAUAUAUAUAUGUAUGCAUGUGUACUCUAAAGUUCAUAAAAGCAUUAAGGUAUUUCGCUUUUAAGAUUUUAUACACUAUACAUAUAUGUAUAUUUACAUUAUAAUAUAUAUUUAUGUAUCUUUCCAAUUGAUUUUCUACUGGUUCAGCUCAUAACUACCGCUAAUGUACGUAUAAAUUCUAAGGUCGUAUUUUAUAAAAUAAAAACAAAUGUAAUCAUAUAUACAAAUUUGUUAGUUUAUUGGCAUGAAUGCAGUUGCUUAUAUUCCUUGUGUGAAAUUUGAAUUUCUGUAUACUUUUAAUGUACUAUAUAUAUUUUUUUUCCUUUCAAUAUAGUAAAUUAAUUUUAUAAUAGUUGCUGCUGUUAUAGCAGAAUUUUUGAUUUCGUAAUUUAUUUUCAUUUUCUUUUAUUUAUAUAAUUUCGUAUAGAAUAGCUUUAAACUUAUAUUAAAGUAAACAAGUUGUAGAUAAUACGCGCCACAUACAUUUUAUGCAUUAAUACAUAUUAUUCAAUAUAUCCAAGACUAAUAUCUUAAAUGUCGCUAGAAUCCGUAAAAUAUAUGUAAACAAUUUUCAGACCGAGCUGUAAGCUCGUUUUAAAGAAUAUUUAGACCACAGAUAUGAAUACAUAACAGAUUUUGACAAAAACAUGUUUUUUCUA
Bactrocera dorsalis (oriental fruit fly) is the source of this 1435-nucleotide messenger RNA. RefSeq names its product protein Vhl (gene Vhl). Bases 166 to 744 code for a protein of 192 amino acids. The record is from RefSeq and is a predicted model, not a curated record. The transcript is spliced from 3 exons. Lineage: Eukaryota; Metazoa; Arthropoda; Insecta; Diptera; Tephritidae.